Molecule: messenger RNA, 2059 nt
Organism: Hippocampus zosterae (dwarf seahorse)
Lineage: Eukaryota; Metazoa; Chordata; Actinopteri; Syngnathiformes; Syngnathidae
Gene: sgcd
Product: sarcoglycan, delta (dystrophin-associated glycoprotein)
Exons: 9
Coding region: 553-1533 (326 amino acids)
Biological process (GO): cardiac muscle tissue development; heart contraction
Cellular component (GO): sarcolemma; sarcoglycan complex
Source: RefSeq, a predicted model, not a curated record
CCCCCCCCCCCCACACACACACACACACACACACGUAUAUAUGCACGCAUGCAUUCACACUCUCCUCCACUCUCUGCCUUCCCGGUGCAGACUUGUCAAGAAGAGCAGAUGCGACCCGAGGAGCGGCUCUUUUCUUUCUUUUUUUAGAAAAAAAAAAAAGGGGGGGGGGUAAAAACUCAAGCCAUGUUGCCGGAACGGCUCGCGUUUUGCCGCCCGUCCAGAGUGGGAACAUUCGGCUGGGAUUGGAGCAGCAAUGAUUUUCGCUCUCGCCACUGAAGGGAUGCUCAGUUCGGAGCGGGAAUACUUCGACUCCCAGAGCGAGCAGAUUUAAGGAAGACUGGAUGUCAGGGAAUUAACGAAUCUCCCCCCCCUGGACUUUUUCAACAAGUCAACUUGAGACAAACAAAAAAACAACAACGACAAAAAAAACCCCACGCAAAUACGCAUCGUCGCACCAGCCAGUUGUUGGCAUCUGACUCGGAGCGAUGACUCCGGGAGGCGAGCGGCGGCGGACGACGGAGGAGUCGUAAUGAUCAUGCGGCCCCCGAGAGGAUGAUCAGCUCAGCGGCGGCCCGCUCGGAUCGCUCAGCCGCCUCGUCUCAGGUGAUCAGGGAAAGCCCGCCGGACGGCGAGUCAGCACACUCGCACGCUGAGAUGACCCAAGAACAGUGCAGUCAUAGGAACAAUGUCCAGAGUUCAGAGCAAGCGCAAGUGUACAAAGUGGGAAUCUACGGCUGGAGGAAACGCUGCCUUUACUUCUUCGUCCUGCUGAUGAUGAUCCUCAUCCUGGUCAACUUGGGGCUCACCAUUUGGAUCCUCAAAGUCAUGAACUUCACCAUCGACGGCAUGGGCAACCUGAGAAUAACAGCGCAGGGCCUCAAGCUGGAAGGGGACUCGGAGUUCCUUCAGCCUCUCUAUGCCAAAGAAAUCCAGUCCAAACCGGGUCGCCCCCUGUACCUGCAGUCGUCCCGAAACAUAUCGGUGAACAUCGUCAACAGCAACAACCAGCUGCUCACGCAACUCGUAACAGGAUCCAGCGGGUUCAAAGCGCAAGGCAAAAUGUUCGAGGUCAAAUCCACAUCCGGCAAACUCCUCUUCUCGGCCGAUGAGCAGGAAGUGGUGGUGGGCGCCGAGAGGCUGCGGGUGAUGGGCGCCCAGGGAGCCGUGUUCAGCAAGUCGGUGGAGACGCCGCACGUCCGGGCCGAGCCCUUCAAGGAGCUGCGGCUGGAAUCGCCCACCCGCUCCCUGCUCAUGGAGGCCCCCAAAGGCAUCCAGAUCCUGGCCGAGGCCGGCGACAUCCAAGCCAUCUGUAGGAACGAGCUGCGACUGGAGUCCAAAGACGGAGAGAUCUCCCUGGACGCCCGGCGCAUCCGCCUGACGCGCCUACCGGAGGGGAAGGCGUCGGCCGGCGCCUCGGCAUCCGGCAGCAGGCAGACGGUCUACGAGGUUUGCGUUUGCCCCAACGGGAGACUUUUCCUCUCGCAGGCCGGCACCGGCUCCACCUGCCAAAUCAGCAACAACGUCUGCCUCUAGGACUACCGAGCGCCACCUUAAGGCGGAACAGGACUGAUCUUUGAGGCCCCUGAUCCGUAUUUUUCUAAAUUAGAGAGGGGGAGGGGAGGGGAGGGGGGCACUGUAUUUAUUAUGUGAUCUUCCGUCACUUUCUACGUAAGGGAAUUUAAUCCGCUAUUCUAACUGAGACUUUUUUCUUUUGAUGUGCACUGAUCUGGACGGAGUCGCGCCUUUGGGAAUAUCGAAGAGGAAUAAUUGCUUUGAAAUGGCGCGACCCAAAACUGCCACGCACACCAUUUUAUCAAAGGUGAGAGACGCUGCUGAUUCGAUGGAAGAACCGCUCGGUGGAUCGCUAAGCCCCGCCCACUCUCCCGUCACUCAUCUUCUCCCCUGGAAUAUUUUUUUCUUUUUUCUUUUAUUUUUUUUUGCGUGGACUGUGCAACUGACGCCCUCAUGGUGGAAAUCUCUGACCCCAAAUGUUCUUUUUCCAUGUUCUCCAAACAGUUUGGGAUUUCAUGGUAGAAACCGAAAGCUCACCAUGCUGGAU